CGAGGUCGCGAGGAAGCCGAGGUGGCCGGCGGCCGGUGGCGGCGGUUCGCGUCUUCCCGGGACGCGGCUGCGGCGCCGCGGCGAGGAGCGGACAGAGGAGGCGCCCAGCGCUGGGCGAGGCUGCUGCUGCCUGCGGGCAGCGGGCGUCGGGCGAGGAGCAACCGACCGGCCGGCGGCGCCGCGACGACCGAAUCCCAAGUUCCUGACUGCGGCGUCGGGCGCCCGAAACCCCGAAUCCCGUCCCGACGGCCGACGGCAGCGAGCUCCCGAGGAGGCGAGGUCUGCGGGCCUGCGGUGGUGCGACUGUGCGAGGGUCCUGCCCUCGUGCUCCCCUCCCACAGUGCCGCCAUGGAGGCAUGGAGCUCAGGUUGUUCGUAAGAAGGUUUCAAAGUACAAGAAGGGCCUGAGGAAUGAGCCAAAGCCUUGAAGCCUGUUGCCGUAAUUGUCCGCUGCAGCCGCCACGUCCCCCUCCAUACGCCGCCGGCGCCUCUCCACGUUUCUGGCUAUGAGGCGUCCAGGGAGUCUUGCCACCCCAGCGCAGCGGUCGCUUGACGCCGCCUGCUUUUCAGCCUCGGCACCCGCGCCUCUACGACGAGCGACAAGGUGAAUAGUCUAUCCUUGGAGGUUCGACAAAAAUAAACAUGUUUGUGAAGUCGAAGACAAUUAGUUACUCAUUUCAGUUUUCUUGCGUCUACAACCAUGAUGACGAUAUCAAUUAUUUUGAGGAAUUUAGCUGGUAACACUAGUUCAAAGUUUGAUAAAAUUGCAAUGCUGAAGCUGCGUAGGAGGCUAUCAGGAUCCACUGCAGAUAAAAAUUCAUGCUCUAGUAAGAUAUGUAGUUUUGACAAGUUUGCUUCAUUGAUCCAAGGCUGUGCAGAUGUUAGGUUUCUAAAGAAGAUCCAUGGUCGUGUUUUCACACAUGGACUUUGCAGGGAUGUGAUUGUCGGCUCUAAGAUUCUGAGCUGGUAUGCUAAUUUAGGAGCCCUACCUGAGUCACGGCUUGUUUUUCAGAAAAUUGCAAGUGAUGAUCUUUCCCUGUGGAAUUCAACCAUGGUUGAUUAUUUUAGAGCUGGUUAUCCAGAGGAAGUUAUUAUUUUGUAUAAGAGGUUGAAAUUGCACCAGAUUGGUUUUGAUGGGAAAACUAUUACCUUUGUUUUGAAAAGCUGCACUGAGCUUAAGAAUCUGUCCCUGGGUAAAGGAGUGCAUGUGGAUUCACUUAAGCUUUGUCUUUCUGGGGAUAAAUUUGUUGGUUCCUCCCUCAUUGGCUUAUACUCCAAGCUUGGCAGGGUGGACGAUUUACAGGGAGUGUUUAAAGAGAUCAUCAACAAGGACAUUAUUGCUUACACUUCAAUGAUCACUGGUUAUUCAGAUAUUGUGGAUUCAAUUGCAUGGAAUGCGUUUGAAAUUGCCAUUGAUAUGCUGCAGAACAACUUGGAAGUAAACCGUGUAACUCUUGUAAGCUUACUGAAAAUAGCUGCAAAUUUGGGAGCACUUAAAGAGGGUAAAUCUCUGCACUGCUAUUCCAUAAGGAGAGCAAUUGGUGUCUCAGAUGAUAUUCUAGAGACCAGCAUUGUAAACCUGUAUACUCGAUGUGGAGCUUAUCAGUCAGCAACUGCUGUUCUGCGAAACUCAAAGGGAACUGUUGCUUCAUGGAAUGCUAUGCUUUCUGGUCUGGCUAGAGCUGGACAAAGUUUUAAUGCAAUCCAGUACUUGUCUGCGAUGAUGCAUGACCAUAAAGUAACUCCAGAUUCAGUUACUUUUGCAAACGUACUUUCAGCAUGUGCUGAGCUAUGCUAUUUUCGUAUUGCUGCUAGUAUUCAUGCCUACUUCAUAAGAAGAUUUAUGCCUGUGGAUGUUGUUUUGGCCACUGCUCUUAUUGAGGUCUAUUCGAAAUGCACAAGAAUCAUGAGAUCGAGGCAUCUCUUUGAUCAACUGAUUAUUAAAGAUGCCGUCUGCUAUAACGCAAUGAUGUAUGGUUACCUACAGAAUGAAAUGGCUAAUGAAGCCACCUAUUUACUCAAAUGCAUGAUGGCAGAAGGUAUUACUCCAGAUUUUGCCACUGUUCUUAGCCUGCUUGCUGCAUUUGCUGAUCAAAGAGAUUUAGUUAGAGGGAGGUGGAUCCAUGGAUAUGCAAUUAGGCAUGGGUUUGGUUCAGAUGUGGAUGUUAAAAAUCAAAUCCUAUAUAUGUAUUCAGUUUGUGGAAAAGUUACAGCAGCAAGGGCUAUGUUUGACUCAUUGGAAAAGAAAAACUUGGUUUCAUGGACCACCAUGAUGAAGGGUUGCUUAUCCAAUGGGCAUGUAGAUGAGGUGGUUCAAUUAUUUCAAGUGAUGCAGAAACAUGGAGAGAAGCCUGAUUGUAUUUCUCUUAUAACUGCAGUUCAGGCUUCUGCUGAUCGUGGACAUCUAAAUAGUCUAAAACAAAUUCAUUGUUUUGUUUACCGUUCCUUAUUGGAGAAAGAUAAGAUUACUGCAAAUUCAUUGAUAAGCGCUUAUGCCAAAUGUGGAAGGUUGGAUUUGUCAAUCAAUUUGUUUUGUAGUUUGGAUUACAGAAACUUGGAUACUUGGAAUGCAAUGAUCAGUGCUUAUGCAAUGCAUGGGUUCUAUAUCAAUGUGCUUAAUAUGUUCAAGCAAAUGGAAGAAGAAAACAUUCAUCCUGAUGAGUUAACAUUCUCUACUGUGCUUACUGUCUGUAGCCAUGCUGGUCUUGUCGAGGACGCCUGGCGUAUUUUCAAUUCCAUGACAUCAGUAUAUUCAGUUCUUCCACAGGAAGAGCAUUAUGGUUGCAUGGUUGACUUAUUGGGUCGUGCCGGGCAACUAGAAGAUGGAUACAAAAUUUUAAAAAUAUCUAACUUAAAAGAUAAAUCCUCUAUAUUAUGUGCUUUGCUCUCUGCUUGCAGAACUCAUGGAAAUACAGAACUUGCACAUGCUAUUAUCAAAGAGCUCCUUGAGCAUGGACCACAAAACCCAGGUAUUUAUGCUCUGAUAUCAGAAGUGUAUGCUCAGGAAGGGCAGUGGAAUGCAUUUGCUAAUACGAGGGCUAGAGCUAAUUUAAGUGGUUUAAAGAAACAUCCUGGUUCUAGUUUGAUUGAAUCGAUGGAGCAAGGCAUGUGGUAAUGAAGAGUCUGAAUGGCAUGUUGCUUUUAUGGUUGGAAAUUUACACUAUAGCCCUUUUGAAAUUCUGAGGCUCUUGUCAGCCAAAACAGUUGGCAGAAUGACAUGGCCUGACUUAUGUGGUUGAGGAGUCAGCGCCAAUUUCAUAGGUGCUGAUCCUGGGACAUCACGUCAAGGACUGAGGCACCACUCUCAGCUUGCCCUCAUCUCUCAUGCGAAGAAAAGAGGUGAAUGACCACCUCUCUCCUUUAUUAAAUCCCUCUCUAAUUGGCGCCAAAUCAAAGGGUUCCAUGUGGACUUCACAUGGAGUGGAGAUCAUGUAGGAAGAACGUAUUAAUUGUUCUUCGAUACUCAGUCCAUCACUUUGCUAUCAUGUUACUUAACAGAUAGCAAAUGAACAAUGGUUCAAGAUAUGGGAGAGAUGAUUCCAUAUGGGUUGCCUCGCAAUGGUCAGUUCUCAGCAUGCAGCAAGGAUCGUUUCAAAAAGAACUGUAGCUAGGAAACCAUUUGCCGUAAUCUUGAGGAGGUUGGUUAUAACGAUGUCAUCGCGUUGGAGAUCAAAUCGAGUAUUGGAACUCUUAAAGUUGAGGGCUGGGUUUCUGAGACCCCAUGGAACAUGUUUGAUAAUGAGGCGCUUGAUGACAGUGAGGUAGUCAGGCAACCUUAAGUGCCGUCCGGAACGAACAUGGCACACUUCUAUACAAUAGUGUAAAGGGUUGUUGAGGAAAGUGACACCAAUAAAAGACCAAAGGGGUGAUAAAUCAAAGUCAAAGGCAGGUGCUGAGGUGCAGGGCUGAACGCGUGAAGUGAUAAAAUCAGAGCCCCCCUGCAGUUUUCCAGGGCUGAACGCGGGAAUAAGAAGAAGACUGUACGCAGUGUUGACGUCUAUCCGGAACUAGGUAAAUUGGAAACAUUAUAACGAUGCCUAGGAAUCUAGUGUGCAUAAGCAUUGUGUAGCCUAGGAAUCUAUAAUUUGUUUUUUUAUUUAUGUCCAAAAACCGCUUCCGAUAUUUGGUCAAACGUGUGACGUGACAUUUCUUGCAAAAAUUUUUACAAUCUAAACGCUGUCUUAGAUUCUAAAGAAGCUUCUGAGAAUUUAGAAAAGCUUUAA
Molecule: messenger RNA, 4222 nt
Organism: Oryza brachyantha (malo sina)
Lineage: Eukaryota; Viridiplantae; Streptophyta; Magnoliopsida; Poales; Poaceae
Product: pentatricopeptide repeat-containing protein At1g06140, mitochondrial-like
Exons: 7
Coding region: 700-3114 (804 amino acids)
Biological process (GO): RNA modification
Molecular function (GO): protein binding; RNA binding
Source: RefSeq, a predicted model, not a curated record